Pyrenophora tritici-repentis Pt-1C-BFP is the source of this 3876-nucleotide messenger RNA. NCBI's taxonomy places the organism in Eukaryota, Fungi, Ascomycota, Dothideomycetes, Pleosporales, Pleosporaceae. The record is from RefSeq and is a predicted model, not a curated record.
AUGGGUACUAUCAAGGCGACGAUCAAGCACAUCUACAUUAACGGCCAAUCCGUACACUCCGGUUACUUCUCACCCAAGUCCAAACCCAUAUUUCGCAGCGAAUCGGCACGAUACACGCUGUUUAUUCAGAUGUCUAAGGAAAUGUGGGACUUUGACACUGAAGGUGCUGGCGAGAUCAUGUUCAACAAAGUCGUGAGCGGCUUCCUCCCAGAUCUGUUCAAAAGAUGGCUGAGGAUAAACGCACGGCACUUGGUCACUAUCAUCCUCUUCACACGAAUGCAAUACGACGGAGAACCUUUGGCAGAUCGUCCGGAGGGAACAACAAGCAACAAUCACUCCGAACCGCAGUCGGGUAGUUUCAGGGACUACUAUCGCGUUGUCGUCAGUGACAUGGCCAGUGGUGAUUGGAUCAAUAUCCUCUAUCAGCUAAAGAAGGAGUUUAGGAUGUUCCUAAAGGAAGUCUCUCUCGUCCGCAAGCCGGUGAGGCACGUAAAUAAUAGCGAGGAACUGGGGUCUGAGGGAGGAGCUACGUACACAGUCGUAGCUGGUAGACCAUCCUCGGCAAGUCAGGGAAACAUUCUUGAAGCUAUCAACCUGGCCGCAGUUCAAUUCGCGAAAGAUUACAUCGACCGCGACCUUGUCCGAACAGGAAUCUCUGUCAUCGUUGUCUCACCAGGCACUGGUGUCUUUGAGGUAGACUACAACAUGCUCAAGUUGACUACAGAUACUCUUAUUGGAUCGGGUAUCGGCAUCGAUUUGGUGUGUCUAUCACCAAUGCCACUCCAUUCUGUGCCUUUGUUCAAAUACCGAACACCUAGGUCAGUGUCCGAACUAGAAGCUCAAGAGGAAAAGGAUCAGUACCCUUCUGCCGGACCGUUACGUGCAGAGGAAGACAAAACGCCCCGUCAAAGCCAGCCAAAUUUUGGCUCAUUGUCACGUACUUCAGUCCUACGACAUGUUCCAAAAGAUGACUCCAUAGAUACAUCUGACGGCUGGAGAUUUGCGAUGCCUUAUUGGGUGGACAUCUCCUUUUGGUCGGGCACAUCUGAAGAGAUUCUGGAACUUACAAAACCACGGAAGGCUGAUAAGAUCGUGAGAAAAUCACGCAAGAAAGGCCGCAUCUUUUCCCUGCGAUGUCGCUUAUACGAACUUCAAAUGAUGGGUGUGAUGGAAAAUGAGCUAGGAGACAUUGCUAUCCCCUACUUGGAGGAAGACCCAAUGUAUCCUCACCAUCUACGAGAGCUGUUUGACCCAAACGAGGAGGGUCUACAAAGAGCACCGGUUGUCAAGCCUUCAGCGCCUGGAGCGGGUUCCUACUCGUCAAGAGGCGAUAGAGAGUAUACCGAUGACCAGUUGGAUGAAACCAGGGCUGCUCACAAAGCUUGGAUGGAGGCGUACGAUGGCGCCGUGUUCUCUACGCUCAUGGAAAGGCGCUCUGCGAAUCAGCUUCAGCUCCAUCAGCGGAUGCCAAGCGAUCAGCUUUCGAGGGGAUCUCCUGAGCAAUCCAAGAGCUCACAUCUGUCUACUUCUUUCCGCAGCAUUAUCGAGGGAAGUAGAGAGUCAGUCUCCGCGAGGGAAGAUUCUCCUGCUCCCAGCCGAAGAUCCUCGCCUCCCAAGCGAGCAGGUCUUCCUAUUGUCAGUGGCAAGGCAGCAGCGCCCGUCAAUCCAGAGCUGAAGAGCAGACCUUCCAAUUGGUUCUUGAGGCAGAUCAGCUUUGGUGGGAAGGCAACACCAGCGCAGCCUACUCUAGGGGACGCCACCAUUGACAUCAGUCAAGGCAAGGUGAAACCCGCAAUGUUGACUGUCGAAAAGAACCAAAAGGGCGCUAUUGCUGAGAGCGGAGGUGCGAGAGAAGCUCCACGAACCUUGUCUCCUACAAGCGCAAUCGCGCCCUGGGCCGUCCUGGUCAAUCCUUGCAACCCCAAGAAGAACGCCAUCACGUCCAAAAACCAAUAUCGACGUUGGCACCAUGUGUUCCCUAGGACUUUGAGAACUGGUACGGUAAAGUGGAGAUCGCUGUGUUCGCCGGCCGCCGUACCGCUCACCCAUGAGUGGUUCCCCUCUGUUGACCAGAUCGCGACGGAAUAUAAUGAGAGCCCAUACAAGAUUACGCAGAAUGAUGAUGACGAGAUUUUGGAAGCUCCGAAAAGCAGAGAGUCGCUCAUAAGAGAGCUUAUCGCAUUUCGUCUCUCUCAUGGGUUCCAAGUCAUUGUUGGCUCGUCAGUCGCAGAGUUCUCAGGAAGACAAGAGAAGGCGCUUGCUAGUAUACUUGCACCAGACUACAUGUCUAACGACGGUGAUACCGUUUUCAUGAGUGUUGGGAAUAAUAUUCACCAGUUGACAGCUAUCUUCUCCGAUGCAGAAAAGUACCACAAGUCGAACAUCGACAUCAAGAAGCUCGCGGAGGAUUUACAGGGUGACAAGGGCAUUCAGAUGCUUGAUCGGAGAUGGCAUUUGAAACUUCAUUACAACUGUUUCCUGGGCUUUGACCUGAUCAAUUGGCUGCUCUCAAACUUCAAGGACAUCGAAACCCGAGACGAGGCAGUAGAUUUCGGGAAUGAACUCAUGAGCAAGGGCCUCUUCCAGCACGUCCAGAGACGACAUCAGUUCCGCGACGGCAAUUUCUUCUUCCAGAUUGCAGCGGAGUACAGAGCUCCCCGAAACGAAUCUCGCACGGGAUGGUUCGGCAUGCGCAAGUCGGACAAGAAGCGUUCAUAUCGUCCUGAGAUCAUCUCUCUCCAUUAUGAUCGCCUGCACAACCCCGACAACUGUUAUCAUAUACGCAUCGACUGGAUGAACGUCACUGCGAAGCUAAUCGAAGACGCUAUCGUCACAUGGGCCACAAGCGUAGAGAAGUAUGGCUUGAAGCUAGUCGAGGUACCCAUUGCCGAAGUAUCGGACAUUGUCGACACUCAUCCCUUCCGAUCGCCAUAUGUGAUCAAGCUUGCUUUGCAGCCUCCUCAAGCUCAGCCAGAAACGAUGUGGGAUUCUACGAGCUUCUCCCCGCAAUACAUGAAAACAGAUAAAUUUGCAUACCACAAAGCUCUGUUGCGGAGACUGAACUUUGUGCUGGAUAUGGAAGCAGCGAGUGCUUUUCCACCAGAUAUAGAUGUUACGUACUCUUGGGGCAGUCCAGACUACAAGUAUACGCAGUUCAUCCAUCGGAGUGGAGGAGUCCUGGCACAGAUCACAGACGAGGGCGACUUUCUUCUGCUAGCAAACCGCCUGGCACACAACCGCGGCAAGGACAACAGCAGAAUUCGACACGUAGAUCCUUAUGAGCAUAAGAAAGCGACUACAGAUGGCAGCCAAAGCAGCCGUUUGCCGUCUACACCGGCAGUGGAACGUGGCAACCCACAUCGCAGCCCCUUCGCCAGCCCUCUAGCUCGACCAGUUCAAGACGCUAGUCUCCUACACACAGCACUUUCCUUCCACGACGUAAAGUCUUCAACUGCAACUACGCCGCCCCUUGUGCCAGCGGCUACGGUGACCCCCGAACAAGUCAAAGAGGAAGUUGAAGCGUUCUGCUCGAGUGCCUCUCUCCUUGCUACCUUCUACGCUGAUGCCUUCCGCCACGCUCCAUCGCCUUCACCACGCAUUACACCAGUGUCAGAGGAGAAGAUACCAAGUCUGGGGUUGCCACCGGCGAUUUGGAUUAGGGACGCUAGUCCGGCCACUGGCGGCUGGACGUUGAGUAGUACAUUUGGAGGAACUAGCGGUAUCGCUGGCCGUAGGCAGGGCAGCGAGGGAAGCAUGUCAAACAUGAGUAAGAGAGGCAGCAUUGUAGAGGGCAUGGACUUUGCUCCGAGACGGGAUGGGAGUCUUGGAAGUGCCGGAGGGAGGAACAUGGCACGCGAUAGUGAUGAUAGGGCGUAG